AUGGAUACACGACAUUUUAAGAUGGCUGAGAAAUUGGAUUAUAGUUUCCAAAUAUAUCUAACAAAUAUAAUAAAUUUCAUCUCAACACCCAUUAAUUUUCUUGGAUUUUUCUUAAUUUUGACAAGAUCGAAAUUGAGUUUACCAUUAUAUCGCUACACAUUAUUGGCAAAUAAUUUGUUUUUAUAUAUUGCACAACUUCAUUGGGGAACAACUUUUAAUUUAGUAUCACUUUUUCCAUUUCCUGCGUUUGUCGUUGGCGGAUUAGCAAAGAAUUUAUUAGAAUUCAAAGUUUUGGCUGUUAUUUGGAUGCUUCCAUUCUCACUUUCAGUUGUAACAACUUUUCACUGCCUUCUUGCCAGAUUGAAAAUUAUUGUUCAUCCAAAUAGUAUUAUUUAUGUAAGUUAAAUGUACUUUAGAACUUUCGAUCAAAUUUUCAUUUUGCUAUCAUGUGGUAGAAAUAGAACACUUCAAACUGAAAUUUAUCCCGAGAAAUAGCUGAUAAUUAGCAUUUAGAACAAGGUUAAAAUUAGCCACGUCAUAGGAGAAGAUCUUACAAAGUUUCUGAACUUGUUUUUCAUCUGCUAAUAACAGCCUAUCUGUCCGUUAUUGCAAAAACAAUGACGUGGCAAGUUCAGACGGAAAUUUUCAGAUGGAAAAACUAUUAAAAACAGAAACGUUAUCAGAAAUUCUGAUUCAGAACGAGCAAACAUUUUUAGAAAAAAACUCAAGAAUCCUGGUUUCAACUUGAAGUGAAAAAAGAGACUGAGAUUCUUAUAAAUCAUUGAGCAUAAUGUUUCAAGGCUCCAAAAUUUCAGUUCAAAACUCGUGGUUACAUAUUCAUUGCGUCUUUAAUUCUUAUUUAUGUUGUAACUGGUGCGUUCCUGAUUCUCUAUUUUGCAUGGCCAAAUGAAUUCGAAAGUCGUCGAAGACUUCCUCAACUUUACCCAAAUUGCCUCGAAAUUCUUGAAAAUCCUCACGCAAUUCUUUUGACUGGAACAAGCGAUAUCGAUUCAAUGAUUUUGGUAGCAAAAAUAAGUCUAGGAUCAGGAUCAAUUGUAUGCAUACAUGUUUUACCCCUGGAUUUAUCCAGGGUUGCGGUCUUACUAACUCCGAAAAAAAUUUGAGGUCCUACUAACUUUUUUGAAAAUCGAUUUUUUUGAAAAUUUUUUAAAUUAGUUAUCAUCAUAAAGUUUUGAACAUGAAAUAAUUUUUCGAUUUCAAAAUUGCUCUAGAUUAUGUCACAAGGUCCACUCUUACUCAUUAUCCAAAAUAAAUGCUUUUUCUGAAAGAUCUAGUGAGACCGCCGAACCAAAAACUCUCAAAAAUCUACUUUUUUCAACAAUACACCACUCUUAACAUAAUAAACUGUUAACGAAAAUUGAUUUUUUCAUCUGAAAAUCGUUCCAGGUUAUGUCAUAAAGUCUACUCAAAGGUAUUAUGCAAAAUAACUACACUUUCUAAGAAGUCUACUGAGACCGCCGGCCCAAAAACUAUCGAAAAUCUUCUUUUUUCAUCAAUACACCACUUUUAUCAUCAUAAAGUGUUAAACCAAAAUUGAUUUCAGCAUCUGAAAAUCGUUCUAGGUUAUGCCACAAGGUCUAUUCUUAAUUAUUAUCCAGAAUAAAUGCCCUUUCUGAAAGGUCUACUGAGACCGCCGGGCACUUAUAUAAAAUUCUGGAUAAAAUCCAGGGUAACCCUGGAUAAAAUCCAGUGGUCUCAACUAUUUUCCCCAUGCAGCAUUAUUUAUCAAUUUCAUAGUUCAAUAUACCUCAAUAGGACCUCUAGACACACUGUGCAAAUUUUCAAGCGAAAAUAUUAAUUUUGACAUACUUUUCUAGGUUUUGAGUUUUCUGGUAAUAACCAAUUUUCAACAUUUUCGAAUGGAAAAAAGUAUUUUAUCGUAUUUAUUCAUUGAAGAUGAGUUUUUAUAUUGUUGUAUAAGGUCUAAAGAAUUCGUAUUUCAAUUUACAAUUCAAUCCAUGAUUUUCUUCUAUAUUUUUUUGAAUAAUUGAAUGUAAAAUACAACAAUGUAAUUUACUGUUUGUGUUUUUUCUAUCUCUCAAACGCAUCCUAUUCAAAUGAGAAAAACAGCAUGCGGGUUAUGUGGGCACACAUAGCGCAGUGGUAGAGCGCUGAGUUAGGGACCCAAUGGUAGCUACCAUAGGGUUCGAGUUCACAUACUGGAAACGUGUUGCAAAAUUUUUCAAUUUUUUUCGAAAAAAAUAAAAAUUUUUUUUAGUGUGGGAGGCUUUUGCCCCCACACUAACGGUCUUACUAACUUUGAAAAUUUUUAUUUGAGGUCUCGCUAACUGUAGGGGUCGAUCCAGGGAGAAAAACAUGUAUGAUUGUAUGCCACUUUUCUCGAUUUUUAUUCGCUAAUUUAUUUCUUUUUUCAGCUGUUUCUCGCAUUAUACAUUCUAAUAACAUGUGAAAUAAAAAACCAGAGUACUAUAAUGAGUAGCAAAGCGCAAGUUUUCCAUCGUGAUUCUGUUCGAGAUAUGUUGAUUCAAACAAUUAUCAAAGGAAUUUCCAUCAUUCUAGCUCCAUUGGCAUUAUUGUACUGUUUUAUGUUGGAUGCAUCAAAAGACACAAGAAGUUGGUUACAUUUUCAGAAUCAUUUAUUCUAAAAAAAAGUUCUUGAAGUUUGCUCUUUAUAAUCCAAAACCCUGACUUGUGAUCAUCUCAAUAAGAAAACGUGCAAAAAAUAAAAUUCUAGUUGUGAUUCAUUGCACUGAAUAACUCGCAUCUCUUUGAUGCGUGAAAUUAUCAUUCGAAAAACAACCAAAAAUUUUCAGCUUUUAAUGCGAUAAGUAUGAGUAUAUUUGUUGGGGCAAGCAUUCCUUCAACAAUCGCAAUGAUGAUUCAAACAAAAGCCUAUCGAGGUUAUAUACUUUUCAUAUUCACGGGUAAACCAGAGGAAACUUCAAGGUCCACAAUGUUUCGUAAAAGUGUCAUCGAAAUCAAAAUAUGA
Messenger RNA from Caenorhabditis angaria, 2971 nucleotides. NCBI's taxonomy places the organism in Eukaryota, Metazoa, Nematoda, Chromadorea, Rhabditida, Rhabditidae. The record is from the annotation of a GenBank genome assembly.